Penicillium vulpinum is the source of this 648-nucleotide messenger RNA. RefSeq lists its product as uncharacterized. The record is from RefSeq and is a predicted model, not a curated record. The transcript has a single exon. Bases 1 to 648 code for a protein of 215 amino acids. Lineage: Eukaryota; Fungi; Ascomycota; Eurotiomycetes; Eurotiales; Aspergillaceae.
AUGCACUUAGUUGCGGGAGGCGAUGGGCAGGCCUCCGGCCUUGAGCAGCAAUCAAAAUCCAUCCAGCCGAGGCGUAUGCUACUAGCCACCUCUCUCCCUUUUAUGAAGUCUUGCCUUCUCUACUCACUGGCCGUCUGGGGCGCCUUCACAAUCAUUGCCAAGCCGUUACGUGCAAUUGAACUUCCUUUCAAAGGCCAAAUAUCCUCCAGCAUUGAUCUAAGGGGAUGCGACUGUGGAGAGUCCUUUGCAGAGGCAAUAUCCCGCGGUUGCCAAUUCGACGGGCUCGCAAUGGCCUGGCUUCCGGAGCAUUGUCGCGAUGAUGAAUUAGUGGAAGAAUUCAACACAAUGGGAGAUGGUCCUAACGGCACGUGGAUCUACUAUGCCGAUCGAGAAAAUACCAUCCAGAUUGACCCCGAGGAAGUGGCAGCCUUGGGGGAUCGCCCUAAGGCUUUGGUCCAUAUGAGUGUCCAGUGGCACACCAUCCAUUGCAUAUUUUAUUGGCGAAAGCAGUUCCGGACACGAUCCAAUGGCAAGAUCGUGGAGCCCAGGUCUGAUUCAGAGCAUCACAUCAAGCACUGUGGAGAAAUCUUCUUGUCGCCAGGGUCGGGGACAAAAUCGGGGGUGGCUUUGAACACGAACAUGGAAUAG